AGAAAUCAGGUGAUAUUCGCUUGAUUAGAUUCAUCUUCUUAUUAUGCAUUGAGAUUAUGAUGUUUCAUCAAAUGGACAAAAUAUCGACACCAUGCGCGGCAUGCAAGCACCUGAGGAGAAAAUGCACAGAAGAUUGUGUGUUUGCGCCUUACUUCCCCUCGACUAAACUGGACAACUACGAAGCGGUUCACAAGGUAUUUGGAGCAAGCCAUGUGGCUACACUUAUCAACAGUCUUCACCCAUGCCAAAGAGAAUUUGCCAUGGACACGCUCGCUUGGGAGGCACAAGUUCAAGCCAAUGAUCCGGUCAAUGGCUGUCUGGGUAUCAUUUACAACCUCCUUAGUCAGAUUAAAGACUUGGAAGAACAACUCGCGAUCGUCAAGAACGAACUUGCCUCUUACUGUAUCGUCCCCACAUUUGUGCCACCACCUUCGAUGACGAAUCUGGAAAUGCAUAACAAUCCUAUGAUGAUACCGGAACACACACCUAAUAACGGUGGUUGUUUAACGGGUCAACAGUUGUAUAACGAGGCUCAACGUUUUGCAUCCACACAAAGCGCUCAAAUGCAAGAGACGCAGAUGCAGCACGAUGAGGAGAGUUACCGUGACAAAAGUUCUUAUCAAAAAUUUGGACCAUGCUUUAACCUACAUUAAUCAUUAUCAUAUUGAAUCUUGAUAACAAUGGUAAGCUUUUAAAAUCUUUUUAAGUCUUGUCUAGUCGUUUGUAUAACUACAUUAAGAUAUAAAUACAAUUAUUGUUUUUAGUUAA
Molecule: messenger RNA, 768 nt
Organism: Arabidopsis thaliana (thale cress)
Lineage: Eukaryota; Viridiplantae; Streptophyta; Magnoliopsida; Brassicales; Brassicaceae
Gene: LBD28
Product: LOB domain-containing protein 28
Exons: 2
Coding region: 57-653 (198 amino acids)
Biological process (GO): positive regulation of DNA-templated transcription
Source: RefSeq, marked reviewed